Papilio machaon (common yellow swallowtail) is the source of this 2286-nucleotide messenger RNA. RefSeq names its product protein crooked neck (gene crn). The record is from RefSeq and is a predicted model, not a curated record. Gene Ontology annotation, biological process: spliceosomal complex assembly; mRNA splicing, via spliceosome. Lineage: Eukaryota; Metazoa; Arthropoda; Insecta; Lepidoptera; Papilionidae. The transcript is spliced from 5 exons. The coding region runs from base 113 to 2203 and encodes 696 amino acids. Gene Ontology annotation, molecular function: protein binding. Gene Ontology annotation, cellular component: U2-type catalytic step 2 spliceosome; Prp19 complex; post-mRNA release spliceosomal complex.
UUUUGACAGUUUGGUAGUUAAUGUUUGAGAAUUAUAGAUUUCCAUUUUAUUUUAAUUGUAUGUUAGUAUUGAGAGAAACUUGUGAUAAAAAGUUUUAUAAUUAGAAUUCACAAUGGACGGAAAGGCCACGAAAAUGCCUAAAGUGGCUAAAGUCAAAAACAAAGCUCCUGCUGAAAUACAAAUUACAGCAGAGCAACUAUUACGGGAAGCUAAGGAACGAGAUUUAGAGAUCUUACCACCGCCACCAAAACAAAAGAUAUCCGACCCAGAAGAGCUUAGAGACUACCAGCAUCGUAAACGAAAAGCAUUCGAGGAUAAUAUACGCAAAAAUAGACAAGUAAUAGGCAAUUGGCUUAAAUAUGCCCAAUGGGAGGAGUCACAGAAGCAAAUACAGAGAGCCCGUUCAAUUUACGAGCGAGCUUUGGAUGUGGAUCAUAGAAAUGUUACUCUGUGGCUUAAGUACACAGAGAUGGAAAUGCGUAACAGACAGGUGAACCAUGCUCGUAACUUAUGGGACAGAGCUGUUACAAUAUUACCAAGAGUGUCCCAGUUUUGGUAUAAGUAUACAUACAUGGAAGAAAUGUUGGAGAAUGUUGCUGGUGCCAGACAAGUAUUUGAGCGUUGGAUGGAAUGGCAACCAGAUGAACAAGCUUGGCAAACAUACAUCAAUUUUGAAUUGCGUUACAAAGAACUGGAUAGAGCAAGACAAAUCUAUGAACGAUUUGUCAUGGUUCAUCCUGAUGUAAAGCACUGGAUAAAAUAUGCAAGAUUUGAAGAAAAUCAUGGGUUCAUCAACAGUGCAAGAAAAGUGUAUGAAAGAGCAGUAGAGUUCUUUGGAGAUGAAGAAAUUGAUGAAAGAUUGUUCAUAGCUUUUGCUAAAUUUGAAGAAAAUCAAAAAGAACAUGAUAGAGCAAGGGUCAUAUAUAAAUAUGCUUUAGAUCAUAUUCCAAAAGAUAAGAACAAAGAAUUGUAUAAAGCAUACACAAUCCAUGAGAAGAAAUAUGGAGAUAGGUCUGGAAUUGAAGAUGUAAUAGUUAACAAGAGAAAAUAUAUGUAUGAGCAAGAAGUAAUAGAAAAUCCUACAAAUUAUGAUGCUUGGUUUGACUAUAUACGCCUUGUUGAAAAUGAAGGAAAUGUGGACGAUGUACGGGAUACCUAUGAAAGAGCAAUAGCUAAUGUACCACCAUCAAAAGACAAACAAUUCUGGAGACGAUAUAUUUACUUAUGGAUCAAUUAUGCUUUGUAUGAAGAGUUAGAAGCUGAAGAUAUUGAAAGGACCAGACAAGUGUACAGAACUUGUUUAGAACUCAUUCCUCACAAAAUAUUUACAUUUUCCAAAAUAUGGUUAAUGUAUGCACAACUAGAAGUAAGAUGUAAGAACUUAAAACAGGCUAGAAAAACAUUGGGAAUGGCAUUAGGGAUAUGCCCCAGAGAUAAGUUAUACAGAGGAUAUAUUGAUUUGGAAAUCCAAUUACGAGAAUUUGAUAGAUGUCGAAUAUUGUACCAAAAGUUUCUUGAAUAUGGACCUGAAAAUUGUAUAACAUGGAUUAAAUUUGCUGAAUUGGAGACAUUGCUCGGCGACAUUGAUAGAGCUCGAGCCAUCUAUGAAAUAGCAGUCUCCCAACCACGAUUAGAUAUGCCAGAGUUGUUGUGGAAAAGCUACAUUGAUUUUGAAGUAUCCCAAGGCGAAACAGAAAAGGCUAGACAACUAUACGAAAGACUAUUGGAAAGAACUGUUCAUGUAAAAGUUUGGUUGUCAUAUGCUAAAUUUGAACUUAAUGCAGAAAAUCCAGACAAUAUUAAUGUUGAAUUGGCAAGAAGGAUUUACGAACGUGCGAAUGAUAGCCUUCGAAGUGCAGGAGAAAAGGAAUCAAGAGUUCUUCUUUUAGAAGCCUGGAAAGAUUUUGAAGUGGAAAUUGGUGAAGAAUCAAAACUUGAAAUGGUGUUGUCCAAAAUGCCUAGGAGAGUCAAAAAGCGACAAAAGAUCGUUAGCGAAACUGGAGUGGAAGAAGGUUGGGAGGAAGUAUUUGAUUACAUAUUCCCUGAAGACGAAAUGGUCAGACCGAAUCUUAAAUUGCUUGCAGCCGCUAAAAAUUGGCGCAAGCAAAAAGAAGUUGAAGUUGAACCAACAAAUAAUACAGAGGAAGGCCAAGAUGAUGAGUCACCUUGCACUCCAGAAUUAGAUGACGCAACUAAGUCUUGAAAGAAACAAAUAAAUUUGUAUGGCAAUGUAUGAUUAUUUUUCUUUAGAUUUCCUGUUAAAUUGCAUUUAGACCAGAAUAGUAC